AUGGCAUGGAAAGACCUAUCACAGUUCUUGGUUAUCUCUUCACAUGCUGGAUGUAACAAAGAGGGUGCUCGAGCUCCAUAUCUAGUUUCGAAUGUUGAUUAUGUUUCCGAGUCCAAUUUUGCCGUCUUAUCUGUUAAACGCCUUGAAUGGAGCGAUACAUAUGAUACGAUGGAAGUCAGAUUCGGCAUGGGUCUAUAUGAAAGUAUUUCGCUCCGCGUACACGUGACAUCUUCUGAAACUGUCUCUUUUUCACCAACUUCGUUCGCAACACCAACCGCAAGUACAUCAGUCCAUGAUAUUGGCUAUUCGGUACCCGCGGACUUUAAUCUUGGGAAUUUCUCUCUUGCAACUGCCAGAGCAAAUGAAACUUUAUCAAUCAAAUGUGUCAAAUGUUCCAUCAAAGGCUCGAUUGAAUUGACGCAAGGCGUUUUCACCAUUAAUGACUCGUCACUUGAAAUUCAGGAAGCAAUUAACUUCCUUGAAAAUGGUUACUUUGAAACGGUAGUCAAUGGGCUAGGCGCUCAUAUCGAGAUCGAUGCUGCCAUUGCUGGAACUUUUGACGAAUCUUUCAGUAUGAGUCUUGUUACUUUGACGCUACCUGGCUUUCAGAUUCCUGAAAUUGCCGCCAUAGGUCCAAUGUGGACUCCUACCAUCCGCGGCGCCAUCAAUAUCUCCACAAACUUAGACUUCACCUACGGUUUUGAAGUCGCCAUCCCAGACAAUUCCUCUAUACUACUCAACAUUGGAAACCUUAGCGAGUCCACCUCCCACGGUUUCCGCAACACAACCGUCACAGCACUCCCCCUAACCGCCACCGAUUCCUCCAUAGCCCUAACUCUCUCCCUCGCCCUCCACUCCGAAAUUUUCCUCGGCGUAGAUAUCCUAUCAGAAAGGGGCAGUCUAGCCGCAGGAGCCUUCCUCGAUCUCCCCGCCCUCUCAGUAUCCAUCACUAAACUCUCAUCCGUAGACAAAAACUGCAAUCCCGCACAAAGCGCCUCUGUAACCCCAUCUCAGAACCCUGAAUCCAAAGAUAUUUUCCCCUCUCUCAUAAAUAUCGUCACCAAAGCCGAAAUAGCACUCGGUCUCGAAACCAGGGCUGAAGUAGUAGUCCCCGAAAUUAAUUUCGUAGAAAAUGUAGGAAUGACGGCUACGCUUGCUGGAACGGAAUGGCUGCUUCCGACUGCGUGUUUGAGUUUUGAUAGUAAGAUGAAGGCGUUUGUUAGUCCGACAGCUGCUGCUGCGGCUACGGCUACGACUACGACUGGAAGUUCUUCGACUGAUUCGAAGCAAUCGGCUAGUGCUGGGAUGCAACUUUCCGCGCCUUUGGUAUUAGCUGGGGAUAUGGGAUCGUUGUAUUUGUUACAACGGGCUACACAACUACCAAGACACGUGAUCACAAAUGAUCAAUAG
Sclerotinia sclerotiorum 1980 UF-70 is the source of this 1410-nucleotide messenger RNA. RefSeq lists its product with no specific name. The coding region runs from base 1 to 1410 and encodes 469 amino acids. The transcript is spliced from 5 exons. The record is from RefSeq and is a predicted model, not a curated record. Lineage: Eukaryota; Fungi; Ascomycota; Leotiomycetes; Helotiales; Sclerotiniaceae.